AUGGGUUGCAACCCUUCUCUUGGGAAAGUGAAAAUAUUCAGAGGAGAUAAAGAAAGCAGAGCUGAUCAAGGAGUACUGCAAAGACCCCCUACUAGAAAAGCAACUGUUCAUGUUGGGAUGAAUCCUAAUAAAUUUGAAGAAGCAAAACAUUUGGGCACAUUUGCCAAACAAGUAACUGUGCCUUCAACUGAAUAUUCUGGGACCUUACCCACCUCCAAGAAUAAAUAG
Messenger RNA from Blepharisma stoltei, 228 nucleotides. The record is from the annotation of a GenBank genome assembly. Lineage: Eukaryota; Ciliophora; Heterotrichea; Heterotrichida; Blepharismidae.